AUGGCUGCGGAGUCCGAGAGGCCGCCUUACCUUAAUGGUGCUUCUGGGGCUAAAGGAGCCAAGGAGUCAGAGGCGGCAUCGGAUACGGCGCAACGGUUGGCUAGAGGCAAUAAUGACAUGAUGGAGGUGCCUCGCCCGGCCAUUCAAACCCAUGGACAGGCCAUGUCCCAAGUACCCAAAUUGCUUCCUAAUCUUCCCACCUAUUCCGCCCCGACGUCCACUUGCAACUCCGCCGUCUCCUCCCGCGAAUCCUCCCCUGUCCGAACCUCCUCACGCACCGCCAAUUCCCCAUCCACCAGCCGAGUGGCUUCGCAGACUCGAAAGGGCAAUCAGGAUCGUGCGAGCCCAACUCGAGCCCCCAGCAACGGUCAUCCCUCUGCUCGAACGAUACCAUCCUCGUCUGGUCAGCGUUCUUCGCCGGCAACCCCCACCAACCCUCCACCGUUCCUCUCCCCUCCUGCUGCUCCCGAACCACCGGCCAAUGUCCCCAGUCCGGAAAAGCACAAUAUGCCAUCAUGGGCGGGGAAUCGACGUACCGAUCAAGAAUCGACUGCCCCGAAUACUUCUCAGAAACGAACCUCUCCCACGCCUCCGGAGGAUCAUGGCAAGGUCGACCGAAGCACCCCUCGGCCCACCACGAGGGUCAUCCCGGGACAAGGUCCCUCCCUGGAGACGGUUCAGGAGAUGGCCAGCAAUCCAUCCACUCCGUCCAGCGACACUGCUCUCCAGCCGACAACCCCGGACGAUGCCCGGUUACACACAAUCGAUGAAGACCCAACUCCUCGAGCCUCCAGGCAGAAUACGGAGAGUGGCAGUGACAGUGGCGGUAACCCAAGUUCGAGGGAGGAGAGUCGCGCUCAUACCACAGGAACAGUCAGAAUGCCCGGGACAAUCAUGCCGCAGCGGUCGUCAACUUCACUCAGCGCUGGUGCGCGAGCGAAGCCUACGGACGGCUCGGUCCGCAACAUGACUGUGGAGACGGAAACCGUUACCUCAAUCCCACAGGUAUCGUUGGGUGUUGCCACUGGUGAGCGAGGCAACACUAGUCGAGCCGAACAGGGCACCCUACGUAUGAAACCUUCCACGGAGACGAUCCGACCUCGCAAAGAGAAGAAGAAGAACCGGCGUGCCAACCACCUCACUACUGGGCCCGGAACCAGCAAGGCGGACAUUUUCGAGGCCAAGGUGGCCAGCGCGGUGGAUGAAGCUGACGUGUCUGACUCUGACGAGACUUUUGUUUACGAGUCCAAUCCUCCUGACCCAUAUCCGCCUCGCCAGUCGCGGUAUCACUCUCGAACACCGAGUGCGACAUCCAUGGCAAGUCAAGUCGACCAGCUGGCUGGUCGUGCUCGUGGCGCCAUUCGCGAUGCUUCGCAUAGUGUUACCGUGAAACGCAGCAUGAAAUUUACAAACAAUACAUACAAUAGCAGUUUGGAUGGUGAAGUUCCGGAUGCCGAUGGAAGUCGAAAUGCCGGCCGAGUUGAAGGCAGCGGCACUAUAACUCCCCGUCACCAUCAUGUUGGGCGCCAUGGACGCAACGGGGCUUACCCGUCGCUCUUCGAUAGUGAUGGGCCGUUCCCUCAGCCUCAAGCUCAAUUAAAGUCGCCACGACACUUCAUCGGCAGUGGAUAUCGCCAUUCGCGAAACAGCAAUACGCGAUCCUCGCCCAACUAUAAAACCAUCGCCAACAAAAAGGCCGGCGAUGUAUAUGACUUUGAUGCUGAGGGCGCUGACGACGAGCGCACGCCGUUGGUGGGUACACCGCGGGCUACGCGUAGCCGCCAUGGGCGACGACCUAACAGUGCCAGUCUACGGCAGAUGGAAUAUAUGGCUCAACGGCAACGGGGUUGCUUCUCUCGAUAUGGCUCUUGUGCUAUAAUUCUUUUGCUCUUGCUUAUUAUAGCUGGUGGUGCUGCUUCAUUCAUUACCGCCGCAACCAAGACACUUCUGGAUGUGCAGGUUGUUGCCAUUCAAAAUGUCCUGGCCUCUGAGCAAGAGAUUAUGCUGGAUCUUCAAGUCGAGGCAAUGAACCCGAACAUCUUCCCGGUCACAAUCGAGGACGCCGAUGUUAACAUAUUCGCCAAGAGCCGAUAUGUCGGCACAGAAAACACCUGGCAAGAGCAAUCCUCGGAUGUCGAGCUUUAUCGGACCCCACGAGUGCAGCAGAGUCGACGCCGGUGGUAUUUGUCGCAGCUUGUACGGUGCCUUGGAAAUGCGGAAUGCGUUGAGGAAGCCAUGAACGGCCACUCGAAGGGGCGUAAUGAUGGUGGUGUCGACAAAGGCACCGAUCCCAUCAGUGAUCCCGAGGGUGACCCACAAACCAUGCUUUUGGGCCGCGUCUUCCGCUUCGACUCGCCUCUCUCUUUCGAGGCGUCUCCCUGGGGUCACUUGGUGUCUACCUCGAAGGGUCAGAUUCGGCUUGCUCGACCUGGAAACAAGACUGAAUCAGGCGGCACGGAGCGCUGGGAGCGUGUUCUCCAGCAUCCGUUUGACCUGAUCGUGCGGGGCGUGGUUAAGUACCAGCUCCCACUCAGCGCGCGUUUCCAUUCCGCCUCCAUCAGUUCAACCGUCCGUGUUGUCCCCGACGAUGACGAUGUGCACAACCCCGAUAGUCCAGACUCUAUGCCCCCAAGCAACGAAACAGCGCCUCACCUCUCCCUCCGGGAAACCACUCCCUCCUCUGGCCGCCUCAUCGCGGAACCCGAUCCCCAACCGGAGUAUCAACCGGGAGUAUCUCAACGACAGUUUACGGCAUAA
Molecule: messenger RNA, 2757 nt
Organism: Penicillium cataractarum
Lineage: Eukaryota; Fungi; Ascomycota; Eurotiomycetes; Eurotiales; Aspergillaceae
Product: putative phospholipid metabolism enzyme regulator
Exons: 1
Coding region: 1-2757 (918 amino acids)
Biological process (GO): protein localization to vacuolar membrane; positive regulation of phosphatidylinositol biosynthetic process; vacuole inheritance
Cellular component (GO): PAS complex; fungal-type vacuole membrane
Source: RefSeq, a predicted model, not a curated record